UGCGGUUGGGGGUAGGGGCAAAUUACGGAAUUAGCUUCAUAGGGUAGUCCGAUCUCAUCUCCCGCAUAAAGUUGCCUCCGCAGCCAUCCUUGCGAAGGCGAGUGCGUCUUCUCUCUCUGGGUGCAAAGAAAAAGCGCAGGUGUGAGCAGAGGCUGAUCAGAGGGAGAAGAGAGACGCGUGGCCGUAGAAGAAGAAGAAGAGGGUGUAAACUGGAAAUAGAAAGGACAAAAAGCCGAAAAUAAAGGGAAAGAGGCAAGAAGAGCGAGCGAGUUUAUCUUUCUUUUUUCGGUGGGGGCGAAGAGGGCAGAAUCGCGUUUGAUAGAUCGUGCGUGGAAUCUUCGAAUCACACAAUUUGGUUCCCUAGGGCUAAACUAUUUGCGUGCUUCGUACGGUCUAUCCCUCGCUAAUCUGCAAACUCCACCCCCCUUUUGCUAGACAGAGAGAGAGGGAGAGAGAUCGCCUCCUCCCUCAGCUUCCGGUGGAGAUCGUUUCAUCUAGCCGACGGCACCCUUAGCAUCUAGCGUGAUGCUUUCUUUCUUCUCGUCUCCGCCCUCCUGUUCUGCAGCUCGAUAGAGGGAACUUCUUUUUCGAUUUUGUUUCUACUUAGCUUUUUUUCUUAUUUAUAAUCCAUUUAAGAAUAUCACUGUUUUCGUCUUUAAUGUUAACCGUGAGUUAGCCUCUGAUGUUCUUGUUGCUGUGUGUGAACUAGUUGUGUUGUAUUAUCGUACCCAAUAAAGGGAAAAAAAGGGGAGUAGUGAUGGGUGAUGAGGCUAGGGUUUCAGCAAGUGUUAACCCUUUGCUGGAGGAGGACGAUGUACGGGAGCCCUCUUACUGGUUGGAUGCCUGUGAGGAUAUCUCCUGUGAUUUCAUUGAUGCUUUUGUCAGUUUCGAUGAGGGUACUGUUCCGGGGCCUGUGGAUGGUACCUCCAACCAGGUGGUUGCCCCUGAUCCUUGUUUUUUUGGGGAAAUCGAUCAGAUUCUGGACAGCAUCAAGAAUGGUUCCGGUAUGCCUCUGGACCUCAACAGCAACUGUAACAGUGCAGGAGUACUGGAUCAGUGUGUUCCUGUUCAACCUGUCAAGUUUGGCAGUGGGGACAAGGAGGCUGCUGCUUGCUUGAUGCGAGUGCCUGAGCACUCUAUUCCGGUGUGCCAAACUGCAGAUUGCUUGAAUGGCAAUGGGGACAAGCCUGAUGAUGCUAACAAUGGUAGCAAUGGUAAUGCCUACAACAAUAUUAUGAGGUCAAGGGGGAGCAAUGCAGUUUUUGAGAUUUGCAAACAUCAUGAAACCAAUGACAAUUGCAGUGGCAAAAUAUCGUUCAUCCAGCAGCCUGAGAGAAAUGGAGCCCGUAAGCUUGAACAUCGGGGCACUGAUCCUUAUAGUGAUUUUGAUGACAACGACAGUGAAGGAAAGUACAAUAAAAGAGCUCGCCUAAGUGGUUUUGAUUACAAAAAUGGAAGGCACUUGCAAAGAGGAGGGCAUUACCACCUGAGGGAGAGGGAAAGGUCUUCAGGUAGGAAAAGGCCUCGUGGUCGGGAGGAUAUGGACAGGAGGGACAGAGAUCAGACCAGGAGGAUAGAAUGCAAUGGAAACAGCAAAAGAGAUUGUAGGGAUAGGGAUUGGAGGGAAAGCAGGGGAUACUGGGAGAGGGAGGGCCCUGGUUCAAAUGAGAUGGUUUUCCGCAUGGGUACUUGGGAAGCUCAAAAACACAGAGAUGGGAAGGGACCCUCUGAGCGAAAGCACGAAUGCAGUGGAAAGGUAGAGAAGAAACCUGAAGAGGCCAAGGAGAGACUUCCAAAGGAGCAGGCACGGCAAUACCAGUUGGAUGUUCUUGAACAGGCCAAGCAGAAAAAUACGAUAGCUUUUCUCGAAACGGGGGCAGGAAAGACCCUCAUCGCGGUGCUCCUUAUCAAAAGUGUUUGCAGUGAUUUGCACAGACAAAACAGGAAGAUGCUGUCGGUGUUUCUGGUUCCUAAAGUGCCUCUUGUUUAUCAGCAAGCAGAAGUAAUUCGUGAGCGAACUGGUUACCAAGUAGGCCAUUACUGUGGUGAAAUGGGCCAAGAUUUCUGGGAUGCUCGGAGGUGGCAACGUGAGUUUGAAAUGAAGCAGGUUCUAGUGAUGACUGCUCAAAUACUGUUGAACAUUCUGAGACACAGCAUAAUAAAGAUGGAAGCUAUCAAUCUACUUAUCCUGGAUGAAUGUCAUCAUGCUGUGAAGAAACAUCCGUAUUCUCUAGUUAUGUCCGAGUUUUAUCACACAACGUCUAAGGAGAAAAGGCCAUCAGUUUUUGGAAUGACAGCAUCUCCUGUUAACUUAAAGGGUGUUUCUAGCCAGGUGGAUUGUGCAAUAAAGAUUCGUAAUCUUGAAAGUAAACUGGACUCUGUAGUUUGUACAAUCAAAGAUCGUAAGGAGCUGGAGAAGCAUGUCCCGAUGCCCUCAGAAAUUGUGGUGGAGUAUGACAAAGCUGCUAGUUUGUGGUCCCUACACGAACAAAUUAAACAAAUGGAGUUGGCAGUAGAAGAAGCUGCUCAAUCUAGUUCUAGAAGAAGUAAGUGGCAAUUUAUGGGAGCAAGAGAUGCUGGAAGCAAGGAAGAGCUGCGACAAGUUUAUGGUGUGUCUGAAAGAACAGAAAGUGAUGGUGCUGCUAAUCUAAUCCAGAAGUUGAGGGCUAUUAACUACGCACUUGGUGAACUAGGACAGUGGUGUGCAUACAAGGUUGCUCAUGCUUUUUUGACAGCUUUACAAAAUGAUGAGAGGGCGACCUACCAGCUUGACGUCAAGUUUCAAGAAUCAUACUUGAGUAAAGUUGUCAACCUCUUGCAAUGUCAAUUGUCAGAAGGAGCUGUUUCAGAAAAUAACACUAAAUUGCCUGCAUAUGAUGGCAUUACACAAGAGAGAAGUGACCUUGAUGAAAUAGAAGAGGGGGAGCUUCCUGACAGUCAUGUUGUCUCUGGUGGAGAGCAUGUAGAUGUGAUUAUAGGAGCUGCAGUAGCUGAUGGCAAGGUUACACCAAAGGUGCAGUCUUUGAUUAAAGUACUUCUAAAAUAUCAGCAUACAGAGGACUUCCGUGCAAUUAUCUUUGUUGAGCGAGUUGUGGCUGCCUUAGUUCUUCCAAAGGUUUUUGCAGAGCUUCCAUCCCUUAGUUUUGUCAAGUCCGCAAGUUUGAUUGGGCACAACAAUAGUCAAGAAAUGCGGACAUGCCAAAUGCAAGACACGAUUGACAAAUUCCGAGAUGGUCGUGUGACUUUGCUGGUUGCCACUAGUGUUGCUGAGGAAGGUCUUGAUAUACGGCAAUGCAAUGUGGUUAUCCGCUUUGACCUUGCAAAAACUGUUUUAGCAUAUAUUCAAUCUAGGGGUCGUGCUAGAAAGCCUGGGUCGGAUUACAUUUUGAUGGUUGAGAGGGGAAAUUUAUCGCAUGAAGCAUUUUUGAGAAAUGCUAGAAAUAGUGAAGAAACUUUGAGAAAAGAAGCAAUAGAGAGAACUGACCUUAGCCAUCUUAAGGGCACAACAAGGUUAGUGUCGGUGGAUACAACACCAGGUACAAUGUAUCAGGUGGAGUCUACAGGUGCUGUUGUGAGCUUGAAUUCUGCUGUGGGACUCAUUCACUUCUAUUGUUCUCAGCUACCCAGUGACAGAUACUCAAUUCUUCGUCCUGAGUUUAUUAUGGAGCGCCAUGAGAAGCCAGGUGGUCCCACUGAAUAUUCAUGCAGGCUCCAGCUCCCCUGUAAUGCACCAUUUGAGAAACUUGAGGGUCCUGUUUGCAGUUCAAUGCAUCUUGCACGACAGGCUGUUUGCUUGGCUGCUUGCAAGAAACUCCAUGAGAUGGGGGCAUUUACUGACAUGCUCUUGCCAGACAAGGGAAAUACAGGAGGAGGAGAAAAAGUUGACCAAAAUGAUGAAGGAGAUCCACUCCCUGGGACUGCCAGGCACAGGGAGUUUUAUCCUGAAGGUGUAGCUAAUAUUCUCCAGGGAGAAUGGAUUUUAUCUGGGAGGGAUUCAUGUAAUGACUCGAAGUUGUUUCAUCUCUACAUGUAUGGUAUUGACUGUAUGGAUGUUGGCUCCUCAAAAGAUCCAUUCUUAACCAGAGUAUCAGAGUUUGCGGUACUUUUUGGCAAUGAGCUGGAUGCAGAGGUGUUAUCGAUGUCAAUGGACCUCUUUAUCGCUCGAACCAUGAUAACAAAAGCAUCUAUUGUCUUCCGGGGGCUAAUUGAAAUUACAGAAACUCAGUUGGCAUUACUUAAGAGCUUCCAUGUAAGAUUAAUGAGUAUUGUACUGGAUGUGAAUGUUGAACCAUCCACUACUCCUUGGGAUGCUGCAAAGGCAUACUUGUUUGUCCCUGUGGUUGGCGAUAAAUCUGUUGAUCCACUGAUAGGAAUUGACUGGGAUCUGGUUGAAAAUAUUACUAAGACAAAUGCAUGGAACAAUCCCCUUCAGAGAGCUCGGCCUGAUGUUUACCUUGGCACCAAUGAACGAACACUAGGUGGAGACCGAAGGGAGUAUGGAUUUGGAAAAUUGCGUCAUGGCAUUGCUUUUGGGCAGAAACCACAUCCAACUUAUGGCAUUAGAGGAGCCGUAGCACAAUUUGACGUUGUGAAAGCAUCUGGAUUGGUACCUAACCGUGAUGCUAUUGACUUGGCAAGUCAAUUUAAUUUGAAUAAAGGCAAACUCAUGAUGGCGGAUUCUUAUACAAGUGCGGAAGAUCUGGUGGGGAGAAUUGUAACAGCCGCUCAUUCUGGGAAGAGGUUUUAUGUAGAAUCUGUACGCUAUGAUAUGACUGCAGAGAACUCAUUCCCUAGGAAAGAGGGCUACCUUGGUCCUUUGGAGUACAGUUCAUAUGCUGAUUACUACAAGCAAAAGUAUGGAGUUGAGUUGAUCUAUAAGCAACAACCUCUCAUAAGAGGACGUGGUGUUUCAUAUUGCAAGAAUCUCCUUUCCCCUCGAUUUGAACAUUCAGAAGUUUUUUCAGUGCAUGAAUGUGAAUCUGAGGAGGCACUUGAUAAAACAUAUUAUGUUUUUCUCCCUCCGGAGCUAUGUUUUGUACAUCCUCUUCCUGGAGCACUUGUUCGAGGUGCCCAGAGAUUGCCAUCAAUCAUGAGGAGGGUUGAAAGUAUGUUGCUUGCCAUUCAGCUAAAGCAUAUAAUUAAUUACCCUGUUCCUGCCUCAAAGGUCUUGGAAGCCUUGACUGCUGCUUCCUGCCAAGAGACUUUUUGCUAUGAAAGAGCAGAACUUCUGGGAGACGCUUACCUCAAAUGGGUUGUUAGCCGAUUCCUUUUUCUUAAAUAUCCACAGAAACACGAGGGGCAGCUCACUAGAAUGAGACAACAAAUGGUAAGUAACAUGGUCUUAUAUCAGUAUGCAUUAAAUGAGGGACUCCAAUCAUAUAUCCAAGCAGAUCGAUUUGCACCAUCCAGAUGGGCUGCCCCUGGGGUACUGCCUGUCUUUGAUGAAGAUAUCAGAGAGACAGAGUCAUCCUUAUUUGAUAGUGAACGAACAUUUUCUGGGACUGCAAUUGGAGAAGUUCGAGGUGAUGAUGGGUAUGAAGAUGAUGAAAUGGAAGAUGGUGAGCUUGAGAGUGAUUCCAGUUCUUAUCGAGUCCUCUCUAGCAAGACACUAGCAGAUGUCGUUGAGGCACUCAUUGGUGUGUAUUAUGUUGAAGGCAGGAAGAAUGCUGCAAACCAUCUCAUGAAAUGGAUUGGGAUUGCAGUGGAUUUUGAUGCUAUGGAAUUUGAGUGCACAACCAGGGCUACUAGUAUCCCGGAGACCGUACUUAGGAGUGUCGAUUUUGAUGCUUUAGAAGGAUCAUUAAACAUGAAGUUUGAAGAUAGGGGCUUGUUAGUUGAAGCUAUCACUCAUGCUUCGCGACCAUCACCUGGAGUAUCCUGUUACCAGCGGUUGGAGUUUGUUGGUGAUGCAGUCUUGGAUCAUCUCAUUACCAGGCAUUUGUUCUUUGCAUACACAGAUCUGCCUCCUGGCCGCUUGACUGACUUGCGGGCUGCUGCUGUGAACAAUGAAAAUUUUGCACGAGUUGCUGUUAAACAUAAGCUUCACUCGCACCUCAGGCAUGGAUCAAGUGCCCUCGAAAAACAGAUUCGAGAUUUUGUGAGGGAAGUUCAAGAUGAAUUGGACAAACCAGGAUUUAACUCCUUUGGUUUGGGGGAUUGCAAAGCUCCAAAGGUUCUUGGUGACAUUGUUGAAUCUAUUGCUGGCGCUAUCUUUUUGGACAGUGGACGUGAUACCGCAGUUGUAUGGAAGGUUUUCCAGCCCUUGCUGCAUCCAAUGGUCACUCCAGAAACAUUGCCAAUGCAUCCAGUGCGGGAACUACAAGAGCGGUGCCAGCAACAGGCUGAAGGGCUGGAGUACAAGGCCACUCGAAAUGGCAAUUUAGCUACUGUUGAAGUAUUCAUUGAUGGGGUUCAGAUUGGGAUUGCUCAGAAUCCGCAAAAGAAAAUGGCACAGAAAUUGGCUGCCAGGAAUGCCCUCGUUGCAUUAAAAGAGAGGGAAAUGACUGAAGCUAAGGAGAAGCAGCGGCAUAGCGAGGAGGAGAAGAAGAAAAAUGGGGGGCAAACAUUCACCAGACAGACCUUGAACGAUAUCUGCUUGCGUAGAAACUGGCCAAUGCCACUUUACCGGUGCGUGAACGAGGGUGGGCCUGCGCAUGCGAAAAGGUUUACAUUUGCAGUGCGGGUGAAGACAACAGAUAAGGGAUGGACGGAUGAAUGCGUGGGGGAGCCAAUGCCCAGUGUGAAGAAAGCCAAGGAUUCUGCAGCUGUUCUCCUCUUAGAACUUCUCAAUAAAUGGUAUGCAUGAGCGUUAUGACAUUUGUUAGUUAAAACACUUUUGAUUGAUGAUAUGCUUUAAUCUCAAAGGGGCGUUUGUUUGUUUGCCUUUUUUGAUUGAUUAAAUUGGAUAAGAGGGUUUGUUUGUGGUGCCCAGCCUUUCCCCUAAUUGUAUCCUUCAAUUAAUUUUGCAUUUUUGGAUUUGUUUUUACAGCAGAAUGUAGUUGCUUGC
Diospyros lotus (date-plum) is the source of this 7006-nucleotide messenger RNA. RefSeq names its product endoribonuclease Dicer homolog 1. Bases 758 to 6805 code for a protein of 2015 amino acids. NCBI's taxonomy places the organism in Eukaryota, Viridiplantae, Streptophyta, Magnoliopsida, Ericales, Ebenaceae. Gene Ontology annotation, molecular function: ATP binding; RNA binding; protein binding. The record is from RefSeq and is a predicted model, not a curated record. Gene Ontology annotation, cellular component: cytoplasm; nucleus. The transcript has 20 exons. Gene Ontology annotation, biological process: siRNA processing.